Molecule: messenger RNA, 2530 nt
Organism: Pocillopora verrucosa
Lineage: Eukaryota; Metazoa; Cnidaria; Anthozoa; Scleractinia; Pocilloporidae
Product: kinetochore protein NDC80 homolog
Biological process (GO): attachment of mitotic spindle microtubules to kinetochore
Cellular component (GO): Ndc80 complex
Source: RefSeq, a predicted model, not a curated record
UUGUUUAGUAGUACUCAUCACAUUUGAUCUGUCUUGGAUUUUAUUCCUGCAAUGAGGCGAACAACCCUAGGCCCUCUUAACAUAGGAAAUCAGAGCAGACCGGUCGCUCGGGAGAAGAAAACUUCUCUUGGAUCGAGAGCUUCAAUAGGAAAUAGGACAUCACUCGGUAGACCUUCGACUUCGGGGAGACCUUCGCUCGCUGGUGCAAGAUCAUCAGCGACUGGAAGGAGACCAUCUAGCCAAUAUGGGAGAGAAAACUGUGUUCAGAUGAAAGAUCCGCGGCCCCUCUCCGACAGAGGAUACCAGCAAAAAAUGAUUAGAUAUCUUAUGGAGUUCCUGACAGAGUUUCAUUAUCCACAUCAAAUUUCCAUGAGAAUUCUGAGUGCUCCUUCUACAAAAGAGUUCUGCAACAUUUUCCAGUUUCUUUACAAGUACAUAAAGGCAGACACUCAAAAAAACACUUCACUGGAAUCCAAACCAGCAGAGGAGAUCCCAAGGAUUUUCAAGAUGUUAGGUUAUCCAUUUACAAUUUCAAAGAGUAACCUGCACUCUGUUGGAAGUCCUCAUGCUUGGCCCAUGGUACUCGGUGCACUAUGCUGGCUUAUUGAACUUAUCAAGCAUGCCAUGAGUGUUGGUCAGGAUAUUGAAGGCCAUGUUCUGUUCCCUGAGGACAAUUACAGAGCUGGUGAAGAAUACCAAGAUGGGCCACAACCUGAAGACAAGUACUUUUUUAGGUAUUUGGAGAAGAGUUAUGCUGCUUUCAUGAUGGGGACAGAACUUGAUGAACUGGGAGAAUUUGACAAUGAGUUUAUUGAUAGCAUAAGAUCAAGAAAUGCUGUUCUGCUUGAAGGAAAUGAAGACCUGAUGAGAGAUAACCUAAUGCUAGAGGAAGAAUUGAAUGCCCUGAAAAAUGAUUCUUCACGUCUCCAAACGUUAGCUGAAAGAAAGAUAACAUUAACUUCUGACAAGGAAAAGUUUCAGAACUACCUAGGAGACUUGGGGAAGAGUACAAAACAGUUGGAGGAAAAGAAUGACCAGCUUGUCGAGGAACUAAGAGGACUAAAAGUGGAACAAGAUGCCAUCACCCAAGAAAAUGCACGGCUUCAGCAAACUCUGAACAACCAGGAGCUGAGUUCUGCAGAUGUUGAAAGAAUGAAGCAUGAGAAAAAAGAACUACAGAAGGCCAUUGAACAACAAGAAAGGGAAAGAGAUUAUUUUAACCAGCAGAUCUGGGAAAAAGAGAUGCAAUUUGCGAAAAAACAUGAAGAGACUGAGAAGCAUGUACGAGAAUAUAACGAAAUGGCAAGGAACUUGAAAUUGAUUCCACCCUCAGCAGAAAAUGCAAAUGGUAUUGACUUUGAGAUGCACUUCAAUCCACACUCACAAAGACCUGAUCAGAGAGCUCACAUGGACUUUAAGGGAACCAUAAAGCCUGCCCUUCUUCAUCUCAAACAACAAAUCAGUGAGAAGAGUCGUACCACUCAGUCUCAGGUCAUCACUGAAGAGGAAGCAUUUGAUCAGAUAAGUGAGAUGGUGGCAGACAAACAAGAAGAGGUGACAGCUCUGGAGAGCAAACUGCAAGUACUGGACAAGGAGUUAGAUUGGAAAAAGGAGAUCAUGGCAAAAGAGUACCAGAAAACCACUGGAGCUUCACAGGGUUUGGAGGAAAGUGUCCAACAGAUGAGAGAGAAGGUGUUAGAAUCUGAGGAGGCAGUGGAAGACAAAGAAAGCACCCUGAAGGAAAUAAAACUCAGAGUGGAGCAAAGUGUUGUUGAGCGACAGAAGGAGAAAGAAGAAUAUUCAGAUUUUAUACUGAAGGCAAGUCAUAUGAUCAUGGAACACAAGACUCUUAUUCAGAAUCGAACACAUGAGCUUCUGAAGCAAGCAGAAGAAAUUUAUGAGCAAACAAAACAGCUUGAGAUUCCUAAAACAUCCAUACAUAUUCCACAGGAAAAUGGGGAAGAAAAUUAAAAUACUAGCAGAGCAAGAGUUUUUUUCUGGUACUGUAAUUUGAGUUUCUAGUAAUUCAUGUCUGAGGCAUUGUAUUAUAGAAACUUUUUAGUUAACAGCACAUUUUCCUAAAAUUUAUAAAUAAGUGAACAAUUAACUCAGAGUACUUUUAGUUGCUAGGGAAAACAAAGUAUAAAUGCUUUUCUGAGUCCCCCCUCCAGGUAUUACUCGGCUUUUCCAAGACAAAGCUGUAAAGUGGAAUUUUAAACUGCCCUGAUCUUCUUGCACAAGGAGGUGUAAAUGGUUGUCUGAUUUGAAUUGUUAUUUAUUGGAACAGAGAAGUGUUUUGGGGUAAAAUGCAAUAUUUGAGAGUUUGUAAUUGUUCAUGCAAGUUUGUAAGGAAAGUUUUUUUUCAAUCCAUGUAAACUAGAUAUUGUCUUGCCAGUACAUAUCAUCCUCUUGUUUAACACAGUCUUUUAUAUUUAUAGUGCAGUUCUAAAUGUGACUAAGUAUCAGACAUCAAAUUGAGAAUUUAUGAUGAACAGUGUAUGUUACCUACUAAAGGAAUAAAAACCCUCUU